GGAGCCGCGCCCCGCCCCGCGCGGCCACAGCCAAAGCCAGCCCCGGGCGGGCGCCGGGAGCCCCGGCCGGAAGGCAAGCGAGGCGCGGGGAGUCCGCCGGCCGCGACCGCGCAGGGACCAGGGAUCCGAUUGCCUUCCUUGACAUUAUAGCAUCCACAGAAGAAAGGGCAGGGCGUACGUCUCAGUCUUCCUUUAGGCUGGUUACUUUGGUGGACACAGACUUGUCACUGCAGUGUAGAUCCCAACCAUCAGGCUGUCUUUCUCAAGUGUGAGGUUGACAGAGAAAACGGCAAAUGACAUCAAUGACCAGGUGUCCGUAUAAAGCAGCUGAUUUGGAAAACGGUUCCUUUGAGGCCUGUUUGGGUGAGAAUCACUGAGAUCACAAAAAAGGAAGCAGCUGAUGUUCUUGAGUGAGAGAAGCAGUAAAUAGAGGAGGAGGAAGAGGAGAAAGAGAGGAAGAAAAAAAAUUCGUGAUUAAGAAAGGUUGAAAAUCGAGCUUUCCAAGCAGAAGCAAAACACAACUCCUAUUGAUGUACAAAGAACAAAUGAGCUGACCCAGUCUGUGUUUUCACGGCAGACAUACCAGUUUGACCUGCCCAGCCUGGGAGGUCAGGAUGCCGCCCCUCUGCCACGUUCUAGCUGUGACCAUCCUUCAGAUCUCGAUCCUCUCAGAAAACUGGGCGUUUGCCAAGAACAUCAACUUCUACAAUGUGAGGCCCCCUCUUGAUCCCACACCGUUCCCAAACAGUUUCAAGUGUUUUACUUGUGAAAAUGCAGGGGAUAAUUAUAAUUGCAAUCGAUGGGCAGAAGACAAGUGGUGUCCACAGGACACACAGUAUUGUUUGACAGUUCAUCAUUUCACCAGCCAUGGAAGAAGUACAUCCAUCACUAAAAAGUGUGCCUCUAAAAACGAAUGUCAUUUUGUUGGCUGCCGCCACAGCCGAGAUUCGGAACACACGGAGUGCAGGUCUUGCUGCGAAGGAAUGAUCUGCAAUGUAGAGUUGCCCACCAACCACACGAAUGCCGUCUUUGCUGUCAUGCAUGCGCAGAGGACAUCUGGCUGCAGUGUCCCUGCACCCUACCUCCCAGUGCUGGCGUGGAUCUUCAUGCUUCCCUUGCUAUGAUGUUGCUGUGCCCAGGAGAGGUGAGACCAGCAAUGCAAAAGCACAACGCAGAAACAGUGGAUGGGUGAACACUGGAGCAGAGUCCCAUCUUGCACUUGAUAAAGAGGAUAUGUUGGACCCCAAAGAAGAGGGCAAAGGUUUACUCUGCUGAAAUGCUCCUGCAUGAGGUCACAGCACUGAGCAUGAGGACUUGGUAGAAAACAAGAGGACUACCUAAUGUCCAGUGUCCUGCUAGGGGUGCUGCCUCCUGUCAGUUCUGUUGGAGGCUCCUGCCAGCAUUGUUCCUGGUCAUAGUAACUUGAUAAGCCCUGGCCUGAUCAGACCUUUACCUGGAAGGACUUUUUGACCUCAUGGACUCUCUUAGAGGCUGCUGGGUCAGACUCUCUGGUUUCUGUGGUUAGCUCAGAGCAUCUCUGUGAAAUUUAACCCUUUUACCCAUGGGAGAGCUGUUUCUCUACUGUGUUAGCUUCUCAGUAUUGUAACAAGUACCUGAGAUGAUCCAUUUAUGAAGACUGGACUCAAAAUUUUGGAGAUCACAGUACAUACUGGUUUGGGGCUUGUGUUAGAGAGUGAAUAGCCACUCCCUCAUAAUAGAAAUUUGAAAAGGAGAGAGGAUUGGAUGGAGAGAUGGCUCAGCAGUUAGGAUUGAGGACCCAGGUUUGAUUCUCAGCACUCACACUGCAGCUCACAGCUGUUAACUCCAAUCCCAGAGAACCCAGUGCCCUCUUCUGGUCUCUGGUAGUACUGCAUACAUGUGGUACAUAGCCAUACAUGCAGGCAAAACGCCCCUAUACGUAUUUCUUUUAAAUAAAGGGAAAGGAAGGAAAAGGAGAGAGAAGUGGGGGGUGGGAGAAUGUGCACGUAGGAUUCUACAGUACCCUUUAAGAUCAUGUUUCUCAUGUCCUAAGUCCCCCUUCUAGCCCCCAUACCCUAAAGGCUCAACCAGCCCCUUAAUGGUACCAAUGGGCUGAGGACCAAAAACUUUCACCUUCUCACAGUCAAGAUCCAAACAGCAGUACCCACAAACUACCUAGUCAAUGAAAAAGGCAGCGGUAGGAGGGAAUUUUCCAGUUGGAAUCCUCUGAAUCCAUUUGCCCAUUAUGAGGUGGUUGGGGGGAGGGUGUAAAACUUUGGGUUAUGUAGCACAACGCAUGCUGUGUGUUUCUUGACCAUGUGGAGGCCUCCGAUGAAGCACAUUUACCAGUGUCACUACACCUGUGUUUCCAGGCACCGUGGAUGAUACAUGUUGUCAGAAAGAAUAAAAUUUUAUGCCAGUGUGGCUUGGUUUUCUUGUUUCUC
Messenger RNA from Meriones unguiculatus (Mongolian gerbil), 2423 nucleotides. RefSeq names its product LY6/PLAUR domain containing 6B (gene Lypd6b). NCBI's taxonomy places the organism in Eukaryota, Metazoa, Chordata, Mammalia, Rodentia, Muridae. The record is from RefSeq and is a predicted model, not a curated record. Gene Ontology annotation, molecular function: acetylcholine receptor regulator activity. The transcript is spliced from 9 exons. The coding region runs from base 615 to 1124 and encodes 169 amino acids.